Vigna radiata var. radiata (mung bean) is the source of this 786-nucleotide messenger RNA. Its product is annotated as protein mago nashi homolog 2. Bases 26 to 400 code for a protein of 124 amino acids. The record is from RefSeq and is a predicted model, not a curated record. NCBI's taxonomy places the organism in Eukaryota, Viridiplantae, Streptophyta, Magnoliopsida, Fabales, Fabaceae. Gene Ontology annotation, cellular component: exon-exon junction complex; nucleus. Gene Ontology annotation, biological process: RNA splicing. The transcript has a single exon.
UUAAUUUAACAGAAAGAAUUGGAAAAUGGGAAGAGAAGAGAGGAAGGAGGAAUCCUACCUUAGAUAUUACGUGGGACACAAGGGAAAGUUCGGCCACGAGUUUCUUGAAUUCGAGUUCAGACCCGACGGCAAGCUCCGUUACGCCAACAAUUCCAACUACAAAAACGACAUCCUGAUCCGCAAGGAGGUGUACCUCACUCCCGUCGUUUUACGUGAGUGCCGCCGUAUAAUCGCGGAGAGCGAAAUCAUGAAGGAGGACGACAACACCUGGCCGGAACCCGAUCGGGUGGGGCGGCAGGAGUUGGAGAUUGUCAUGGGAAACGACCACAUUUCCUUCACAACUUCCAAGAUUGGGUCUCUUGUCGACGUUCAAUCAAGUGCCAAUCCGGAAGGCCUUUGAAUCUUUUACUUUCUUGUUCAGGUCAUUUUCAUAUCAUUCUGUUGCUGUUGGGGUUUUAGUUCAGUUUCUCAAAUUGAAUAAUGAAAAUUAAAACAGCUUAAAAACCGAAUAGAAAUAUCAGCCUUUGACGAGGGUCUAUGAAAAUUGGAAAGAUAGUUUUAUUAGGUCCAUGAAUAAUGCCUUUGGUUUAUUUUUUUAUAUUUACUGUUUGUAGGAUUUGAACUGUUUUGUCUGCUUUCUCAUUUCUCUUCACUUCACUUUAAGAUCAAACCUAUAUAAGGAUAAAGGAAGAUGGAGUACUUGUGUCACAACCUCAUAAACAGACUUAUAAUCAUGAAUAUGAUUUGCUUCUUAUUCGUGGUUAUAUUAAUUGUAUAUUUUGGAUU